AUGGAAAGUGAGAUGGAGUUGUCUCCUGUCUGCACUGACAGCAUCAGCACAGAGGGAUGUGUUAUUAAACAUGACGGAGGGCGGAGGAGAAGCAAAGUCUCAAGAGAUGUGGACAUCGAAAUUGAGAAUCUUUACAAAGCUAUCCCCCAGCUGGCCAAGGUUUUCCGCAUCACUGACAAAAUCGGAGAAGGUACAUUCAGCUCUGUGUUUCUGGGUGAGGCCCAGAUGCAUGAUGGGAGGAGAGCGAUGUUUGCCUUGAAGCACCUCAUCCCAACCAGCCACCCUACACGCAUCGCUGCUGAGCUUCAGUGUCUCACUGUCGCUGGAGGCAAAGAGAGUGUGAUAGGGGCAACAUAUUGUUUCAGGAAGGAGGACCAUGUAGUGAUUGUCAUGCCUUAUAUGGAGCAUCAAGCUAUCGUGGACAUCAUUGGCUCGUUGACUUUUGAAGAGGUCCGUCUGUACAUCUAUCACCUGAUGAAGGCUCUGAGACACGUCCACCAGUUUGGAAUCAUCCACAGAGACAUUAAACCAAACAACUUCCUGUACAACAGGAAGAGCAACACGUAUGCGCUGGUGGACUUCGGCCUGGCUCAGGGAACAGCGGACACACAGAUCGAGCUCCUGAAGGUGGUGAGGCAGAGGGCAGCACUAAAAGGUGGAGGGUCCAUGGGGAAACAAGACUCCACACAGAGGAGCAAAGCACCACCUAGGCCCCCUCCCAAAACCACCACCACAGCCUCCACCUCACUACCUCCACGGCCAUCAACAACCUUACCUCAUUCCUCCUCCUCUUCCUCCUCCUCCUCAGCCACUCGGAAAGCUCUGGUUAAAAAAGCACGUUGUGUCUCCACCACUGUCCCCACCUCCGCCUCUCGUACCAACAACACAAAGGAUCUGUCCGGUCUGCGCAAACAGCCUCGGCCGGUGUUUGGAGAGAGGAACCUGAACAGCUGCACUCCAGCUGCAGCCACCACCAAACCCGCUGCCAUUAAAGCAGAGUCUCUCAUUCUGCUGGUAAAGUCCAGUAAAACAGAGGACCCGGCCAAUAGAAGGUACUGUGCGGCCGGCCGGGGCCCGCUGCCUCUCAGGACCCAGAGCAGCGGUCAGAAGCCUCAGAGGGCCGUCCAUCAAGGCCUCACCUGCAGCUGCUACCAGAGCGACCGCGUCUGCAACAUCUGCUUGUCCAGGAAACCUCAGGUGGCUCCCAGGGCUGGCACUCCGGGCUUCAGAGCACCAGAAGUCCUCACAAAGUGUCCCAACCAGGGAACAGCUAUAGACGUGUGGUCAGCUGGUGUGAUCCUGCUCUCGCUGCUCAGCGGACGCUACCCGUUCUUUAAAGCCAGCGACGACCUGAUCGCCCUCACUCAGAUCAUGACCAUACGAGGCUCCAGAGAAACCAUCCAGGCAGCCAAGGCUUUUGGUAAGGCGGUGGCGUGCAGCAGGGAGCUGCCUCGGCAGGACCUCAGGACGCUGUGUGAGACCCUCAGAAGGCGGAGGCCGUCCCCAGAUGAAGUCACACCUCUCCCCGAAGCUAACAGAGACUCCACCUCCACCCGCCUUCACAACAUCCAAAAUGCUAUGCCCACACAUCGUCCUGCUGAACAGCACCAAGACGGAGCAGGAGAGAACCCCUCGUCUCUCUCUUCUGCUCUCCCUAACCAGCAGGAAGUCAGGAACUCAGAAACAGACUGUAAGGUGGAGCUGGAUGAGCGGGGCUGGGACAGAGUUCCUGGCGAGGCCUACCACCUGCUGGACCGGCUUCUGGACCUGAACCCUGGAACCAGGAUCACGGCGGCUCAGGCCCUGCAGCACCCCCUCUUCAAAGACCUGUGA
Molecule: messenger RNA, 1833 nt
Organism: Notothenia coriiceps (black rockcod)
Lineage: Eukaryota; Metazoa; Chordata; Actinopteri; Perciformes; Nototheniidae
Gene: cdc7
Product: cell division cycle 7 homolog (S. cerevisiae)
Exons: 12
Coding region: 1-1833 (610 amino acids)
Biological process (GO): mitotic DNA damage checkpoint signaling; protein phosphorylation
Cellular component (GO): nucleus
Molecular function (GO): protein serine/threonine kinase activity; ATP binding
Source: RefSeq, a predicted model, not a curated record